UUGGCUGAAAAAGAAAGCGAAUCAGCAACAGGGAAACGAGAAAUAGCUGAGUCUAUGGGUCGAGACACAGCUAGUUAUACUGAUGGACCCAAAGAAGAACCCAAGGAGGAAACAUAUCUCGUAGAAGAGAUAGGAGGAUUUAAGCUACCAGUGCUUAUAUAUAAUCAACAUAUAAACUGCUUAUUGGAUACUGGUGCUGCUGUAAAUAUUAUAAACGCUAAGCUUUUCGAUUCGAUAAAGGAAUAUGUGGAAUUAAGUCCAACUCGAAUCACUCUUCAAGUUGCAAAUGGAGUGUGGCAAAUGCUUGCACUUUACAUCUGUUCCGAGGAGAUCCCUAUAAACCAAUGGACUACUGUCAGUACAAUGUUGCAUUGACAUUUAAUAGUGACAAACUCUCAUUGCUUGGACCUUAUAUUUUAAUUGAGAACACAUCUUCCAAGCAGACCCUAUUAUACAAAACUUUAUUCGACCGGGACAAAUGUAUAAAUUAUGUGUGGUAACAUUACCGUGUAGCUGUAGAAUCCAGAAUGGUGAUAGGGAUGAACUGAUAGCUCCAUUUUGUAAUGCUGAUGUAUUCCAGUUUAUCGAACAUGUAAGUGUUCGAACACCAUUCGUCAUCAAGUAUCAACAGAUGAUGCCAAAAGAGAAUGGAGAGGAUUUGAAGGACAGAGAGUUACCACCCCUGCCAGAGGUCAUGUCCCAAGCUAGUGAGUUUAACAGAGAUAUGGAUGACGUAGUUCGAUCCCUUAUCAUUGACGGAAAAUGGGAAUCCGAUACUGACAUUGAUUUAGCUUUUGAACAACACUGGAUUAUAGAAAUUUUCCAAGUUAUCUUCAUUGUUAUUGCUCUGAUUCUGGGACUGUAUGUGCUAAGAAAGGAAAAGAUUCACGAAAAACUCUUCAUUCGUCUCAGGAAUGUAUUCUUAAGAAGACAUAUGCCUGGACAAGAGAAAGCCAAAAAGGAUGAACCAAACCAAGGACUGGAAUGAGACUUGAACACUUAUUAUACUGUAUUUUAUAUAUUAUAUUAUACUCAAUAAUAUAACUUAUAACCACUAUAACCACAUUAGAAACUGGGCUAGUUAACUUGUUAACAAAGAUAACAAUUGAAAAUAUGUACACAAUACAUUGACAUUUGUUUCAAAUUGUAAAUAGGCAUGUCCAAGUAAACUUAAGCUAUUAAUAUGUAAUCACUGAAACAAAAAGUUAGCACUUUUCUUAGAUCCUUUUAUUGUUUGAGGACAAACAAAUUUGUUAGGUGGGAGGAAUGUGA
Messenger RNA from Owenia fusiformis, 1272 nucleotides. The record is from the annotation of a GenBank genome assembly. Lineage: Eukaryota; Metazoa; Annelida; Polychaeta; Sabellida; Oweniidae.